Paramecium pentaurelia is the source of this 2275-nucleotide messenger RNA. The record is from the annotation of a GenBank genome assembly. Lineage: Eukaryota; Ciliophora; Oligohymenophorea; Peniculida; Parameciidae.
AUGACUGACUAAGAAAAGAGCAGUGAUGUUAGACUUAUCUAGGAUGGUUUAAAAAAUGUCUAAAAACAAAAGACUGGAUUAAAAUAGAUCAAUCUUGAUAAUCUAGUGUACAAUAAGCGGGAACGUAAGCAAACUGGCGGUCCAAGUAUUUAGUACUUUUUAAAGUCUUAGCAAUUCAACCUAUUCCAUAAAUUUAAUAGAAAAAAGUCAUUUAGAAUAAGCAAAGUUAUAAAAAGAAGAAUGUUGAACUGUAGACUCCUCCUCGUGAAGAAGUUCAGCAAGUUCAAGAACCAACUUUGAUCAAAUAAUAAACAAUAUCAUGCCAAUAAUUGGUCUUUGAAUCUGAUAACUCAUCAGAUUUUGAUCCAAAAAUAAAAGCCAAGAAGUCCAAAAAGUUUAAAAGAACACAUAAACGUUUAGAUAUUGAAGAUUCAUCAGAUGAAGAAUAAUAUAAAAGAAGACUUAUAUUGAAAAGAGUAAAUAAAAUAUUCAAGAAAUCUUAUGAAUAAAAAUAGAUCUUAGCUUAAGGAAGUGAAUAAGAAAAUCUUGUAAAAGAACUAUUCAAAAAUGUUUAUGUAAAGAUAUUUUAAGGUAUUAUAUGAUCAUAUCUUAUAGACAUUCCCAUAUCUGCAGCAGAACUUAAAUAAUUAUCAAAUCCAAAUCCAGAAUAUUCAACUGGAUAAAUAAGUGAAGGCAAAUAAUAGGAUGAUGAGAUGAAACCAGAAGAAGAGUAAAUUCGUAUUCUAACAGAAGAUGGAACAGAUUUUGAAACCAAAAGAAAUUUAAAAUUAUUAGGAAUUGAAAAUUAAGAAAUUCUAUCUAAAUUGGGGGAAGUUAAGUCUUAUAUUAAUUGUGAUAUAAGAUAUUUUAAUUUAGACUUUUUAGUUGAAAAAGUGGGUGGAUUUGAUGGUAUUCAAUAUUAAUAUUCUAUUAAGUUGUUUUGAUGGAUCCACCUUGGAGAAUUAAAGGAGGUUAAUAGAAUGAUUCAUCAUUUAUGUUUACUAAUAGUAAAUUCUCACUUGAUUACAAUACAAUGAGUAAUUAAGAGAUUAUGGAUAUUAAAAUUGAGAAAUUGAGUAAGAAAGGAUUUUUGUUUCUUUGGAUUUUAAAUACAUAAUUAAAUAUAGCAUAUGAAAUGGCUAGUAAAUGGGGAUAUGAGAUUGUAGAUCAAAUUAUUUGGGUUAAAUUAAAUCCUUAAGGGAAUAAUGUGUAUCUUUCUACAGGAUAUUAUUUUAUGCAUUCUUUUGAAAUAUGUUUAGUUGGGUAUUAUAUUAUGGAAUAUUUAAUAGAUAUAAAUGUCCUCCAGGUGAACAUGUAGAAUAUCAUUCUAAAAUAUCUAAUAAUAUAAUUUUCAGUCCAGUAAGAAAUAAAUCAUAGAAACCUAUAGAGAUGUAUGAAAUCAUAGAAUUAAUGAUGCCUGGAGCUAAAAAAGUUGAAAUAUUUGCUAGAAACAAUAAUCUUAGACAUGGAUGGUUUUCUAUAGGUAAUUAAUUGGGAGAAACAUAUUAAAAAUGGUUAGUUUAAAUAAGUUGCAAUAUAUGUAGUAUUGCAUUGUAACCUGGAAUAUGUAGAUACAAAUCUAAAAAGAUAGCUAAUUUUGAUAUUUGUUAAGAAUGUUAUAAUAAAAAGAUAAGUGAAGGAGAAUUAAAUGAGAAUGAAAUGUUCUUUUUAGCUAAUAAGGCUGAAGAAGAAGUGUUACAUUAAUAUCAUUAAUGUAAUAGAUGUGAUUAAAAUCCUAUUUGGGGUCCAAGAUUUGAAUGUAUAACAUGUGAUAAUUAUGAUUGUUGUGAAGCAUGUUUUGAUAUUUUACUUUAAUCAGGAGAUUCAACUCAUAAGGAUCAUGAUUUUAAGGUUAUUGAAUUACCUACUUUUGCUGAAGGUAUACCAUGUCAUGAUGCAAAAUGUAAUGGAUGUUUUUAGAAACCUAUUUUAGGUGUUUAAUUUAUUUGCAAAUAAUGUACUAAUUUUAGUUUAUGUAAUAAUAUUUAUAUAUUAUGUAGGUUAAAAUUGUUUUUUUUCUAGAUCUUAAUCUGAAUUAAAUGGUCCAAGACAUAAAGCAGAUCAUCGAUUUGAACCAAUAUAUGAAGUGUAGAAUUUCUCUAAGAAAACUUAUAAAUGUUAAGGAUGUGAAUUAGAAAAGGGAGGAUGUGUUUAUAAAUGUGAAAAUUGUUUUGGAUUUUAUUUUUGUGAAGAAUGUUAUGCUUUUAAGAAAGAUGAUUGGAAAUGUUAUGUUGCUACAAGUCAUAAAAAUUAUCAUACAUUUAUAAAGAUAUGA